Microdochium trichocladiopsis is the source of this 1203-nucleotide messenger RNA. Its product is annotated as 2-hydroxychromene-2-carboxylate isomerase. Gene Ontology annotation, cellular component: peroxisome; mitochondrion. The record is from RefSeq and is a predicted model, not a curated record. Bases 229 to 888 code for a protein of 219 amino acids. The transcript is spliced from 4 exons. Gene Ontology annotation, biological process: glutathione metabolic process. NCBI's taxonomy places the organism in Eukaryota, Fungi, Ascomycota, Sordariomycetes, Xylariales, Microdochiaceae. Gene Ontology annotation, molecular function: glutathione peroxidase activity; glutathione transferase activity.
CCGACUGGUUCCUGUGUUCCGACAUAUCCUCUGCUUCAGGUCCAAUCUCGCCGGUGACUCACGUCGAAUUGCUUGCUUCUCUUUGCAUGACGAGUACAAAUUAUCGUGCUACCGCUAGCAGCAGGUGCACCAAUCGACGACGAACUGUAUAGCACGGUUAUUCUUAGCACCAACAUCUCCUGCGAUAGCCCUAGUGAGACUCAACACUGCCACAUCUCCUCAGUCGUCAUGCCUCCUCCUAAGAUCAACCUCUUUUUUGACAUCGUCAGCCCGUUCGCCUACGAGGCAUUCCAUAUUAUCAAGCAUAAUGUCACUUUUGAGGGCGUGGAGUUGACUCUUACGCCAAUGUUCCUCGGUGGACUUCUAAAGGCGUGUGGCAACUCGCCGCCCGUGUUUAUCAAGAACAAGGCCAAAUGGAUUACGGUAGAGCGCCUGCGCUGGGCGCGCCUCUUUGACAUACCAAUGCACGACGAGUUGGUGGCCAACUUCCCACCCAACACGAUGCACACGAUGCGCGCUCUCGCCCUCAUCCCUCAGCAGGACCAGGAGCAGCUAAGUCGCGUUGUUGAAAGACUCUUCCACGAGUUCUUUGUCAACCGCAAAGCCAUUGAGACACAGGAGGUCUUUGGGCCCAUCUUGCGCGAGGUGCUUGCUGGUGAAACCGCCGAGAGCGUCAUCCAGCAGGCCGACACCGAGGGCAAGACGGCGCUCAAGAUCAAUACUGACAAGGCCUUCGAGACUGGUGCCUUUGGGACACCAUGGUUUGUUUGCACGACAAGUGACGGCAAAACGGAUUCCUUCUGGGGCGUCGACCACCUGGGUCAAGUGGCAGAUUUCCUCAGCCUAGAAAGGGUAGUACCGAGUCGCGCAUGGAGAGCCAUAAUGUGAAGACGGCGCAAGAUCCUGCUCGUGAAUAGAUGAACUUGGUAUAUGUUCUCGCACACGCGUCUUGUGGUACUCAGUGCAGAUAAAUUUCCCACGUCCUUCAGCCAAGGUACCACUCUCGCAACUAAUCGUGACAUGGGCGACGAUGCUGGUGGGUCGCCGCGUGCACGGUCGCGUUCGCUUUUGUUGAUCGAUGGAGAUCGGGACGCGACAAGGGCAUGGCUUUGGGGUGCAGUAGAAAACGCGCAGUGGCAAUCACAGUGGUGCAGAGUCUGACAGGCCAGGUUUGUUUAGGUUUUUUGUUGUUCGUGAUCAAUU